Molecule: messenger RNA, 2524 nt
Organism: Dunckerocampus dactyliophorus (ringed pipefish)
Lineage: Eukaryota; Metazoa; Chordata; Actinopteri; Syngnathiformes; Syngnathidae
Exons: 9
Coding region: 578-1807 (409 amino acids)
Source: RefSeq, a predicted model, not a curated record
UGUGUUCAAAGACAUUCACGCUCACACACAGCAUCAUACUCAUAAUUUAUGGGUUAUGGUUAGGUUAGUGCCAUUGCAUACAGGUUUUACUCUUUAUUGCGUUUAAGGACAUCAUAAACUCCAAAUAAUUGAGAAGUAAAUUGAAACAAGUAGAGUUUUUAAAUAAGUUAAUGAAUGAAAGAAGCCACUCACUUCUCGCGAGAGUUGACUCAAGACACGGAAGUCACGAUGUGUUGAUCUUGUUCUGUAUUCAAAGUUAUUUAGCUUAAUUUAUUUGAUCAUAUUUGGUCACACACGUUGUAAGGAUUGCUGUCAAGUAUGAUCUUUUCACCUUUCUUUGAAGACGAAAAGUUCAAACGACUUCCGCAUACGUCAUGUGAAAAUUCGCGGAGAGCACCCGUCGACUCUUUGGAAAUGGAAAUAUAACAGCCGACGACGACGCAUUGUGACAAUCUCAGCCUUCUAAUAUGGCAUUAUUAUUUUUUUUUUUACAUCAGCAGUGGUAAAGGAAGUAUGUCACUGCUGACCGCCAUUGAGAACGCCAUCAAGUCGUGCAAAGACGAACAAGCCAGGCUGAAUGGCCGCAUUCGGUUCUACAGAGAAGUACUCUUACACAGCCACUCCAAGGGAAUCACAACAGACUGAUGCUGCUGCUACAGAUGCAGCCACAUCCCCGGUGGAGACAGAAGACAUAAAACUGAUUGGGCAAGCAUUAGAAAAAGCCCUUUAUGUCCACACUGGCACAAGCCUCUCUGAAGGAAAAAAACCCUCUCAGCCUAGAAAGAAUCUCGCUGCCACGGGUGUCCAAUCUAAAGGGGCAACUUUAAAAGCCUCUGCUGCUUCUAAAGGAAAUGAAUCAACCAACAGAACAACACUUAAGUCUGCAAGUCUCAACAGAAGAGGGCAGAGAAAGCCUGGAACAUCUUCCACACAUGGUACAAGAUCCUCAGCUGUGUCCGAUGUGAUCCAGACGCAUCCUGCUCCAUCAGCGGGAAAAAAUGUCCAGCGCUCUACCUCAGCGAGCAAAGGUGCAAGACGUAGUGUGCCGAGGGAUGAGGACCUGGCCAAAGCUUCCGCGGUAACGUCACCUUGGACUGACACGGAAGACACAGGAGAUGACCAUCAGCCAAGGAGAACACAGUGUGAGCAGAUGGCGCAGUGGAAGUCUCUGUGGGUGAAGCAAAACAGAAUGUGGGACAAAGUAAUGGCCACUCAAAGGAAACCUGUGCCCGAGAGGAUUCGCUUCAUGGAGAGAAUGAGCGCAACGUUCCCUAAGGACUGGCCACGUGAUAGUCCAGACCAGAUCAGUGGUCUGCUUGGCAGUUUGACUCACCAGACUGAUGAACUGGUCCGCCAGUCCCAGCAGACCCUGGAGCCAAGUACCGACGCGGGGAUGAAAGAUUCCUGCAUCCCACUUGAGAGCCUGCAAAUUACAGCGGCGGAGCUCCAGAACGUUGCAGAGCAGGCCAAACAAGAGUGGGAAGCAUGGGAUCGAUGGAGGCCAGAGGGAGGUCGUCUUUGCUCCGCGGGGGCUACGGGAUAUGAGGCGAUGGCAGGGCGUCUGCCCGUGACUAUCACUUACACCUCAGAGGCCGAGCUCAGAGAGCUGGAGACGCUGCGGAUGAGAGUAGCGCUGCUGCAGCAGGAGAUGUCCCUCCAGCAAGCUCUGCUGGACGCUCUGUCUCCUCAGUUGGCCUCCAUCAUUUCUUCCUGUCCUAAUCGCAGUGUGCUGAGAGACUUGUACUCCCUACUGGGUGAAGGAGGUCAGCGUUUCCCUGCCAUAGUCCUGGACUCUGAGCCUGACUGAUUAGCGAGACAACUGAAAGGUUAAACUAUGCAGUACAUUGCGGUCCAUCUCCAUAAUACCAUAUUUCAUCACUCAUUCGUGGAAUCGAGUACAGCACCAGGUGGAUUAUGGCUCCUCUGCCAAAUUCAUUGAAUUUGUUUAUAUCAUGUAAUGUGUGUUUCCAUGUCAACUUGUUUCAUCAUUUUUCAUAUCAUUAUUUGUUAUACUCCAGUCGUAUUCUCAAUAUUUACAAUAAAAAAUAUUAACAGGUUUUCUAUGUCUUAGAUGUCUUGUUUUCUCUUAUUAUGUCUACUAUAUUGGGGUAUAGGAGUGUAAAGGUGACUAUAGGUGUUAUUUCAUGUCUAGAGGGCUCUAGUAAUGUUAAAAUCUGUAUUUAGAAGGUCGUAAAGAGGUGUUCUGUGUCUUAAAUGUCUUAUUUUCUCUUAUUUCUACUAUAUUGCGUAAUAAGAGUGUAAAGGUGACUAGAGGGAUGUUAUGUCAUCUCUACAGUGUCAUGACACGCAGGACAGGAGCGAGUAUUUUCCGUCCUGCGCUCUUAUUUUGCAAGCGGUGAUUCCUGCUCGGUGGAAGAGGCAGCUGCUUUACACCUGGUGCCCACGCAGCUGUCGGCAAUUAGUGGCAGUUAAAAGGCCAGCAUCGUCAGACGUACGGCGCUGGCUCAUUGAGUUUGUUACUGGUGCUAUAACUUAGACUAUCUACUUACCUGUGCCUUGGAAU